Molecule: messenger RNA, 4288 nt
Organism: Tripterygium wilfordii
Lineage: Eukaryota; Viridiplantae; Streptophyta; Magnoliopsida; Celastrales; Celastraceae
Exons: 13
Coding region: 1779-4103 (774 amino acids)
Source: RefSeq, a predicted model, not a curated record
UCCUUCAUUUUCUCUGACUCCAGGCUCUGAGCACACGACCCAUGAGGUAAUGGCAUAACCGUCUACUUGUAUAAAAGCAAGGGUUUAUGCGUCGUUUCACAUAGAGCGGAGAGCCAGAGUCACGCACCACGCGAGUCCUUGCCGUGCCGGAUCCAUCGCAGAGAAUCAAAUCAGUUAAAUGAUCACCAUCAUUUUAUUCAAUUAGUCGUCGAGACUCGCCAACUCCAUCGGGUUCCUUCGUGACCAAGGCACCUUUUUCUGGUCGAAGAUUUCAGGGCGGCUCUCGUUGAGAACGAUUAACCAAACUAAUCACAUCAGUGAAGGGACAUCAACAUUUUUUUGUUGUCUGCAGCAGCAGACUGAUCGAUAGAGAUUGUCAGUACAGUGAACUCUGCCCGUACUCUCGUAAUGCCGCGUGGCUUCCAUCUGCGAUAAAAGUCGUAGAUGCUGGGGCCGGAUUUUUGUUUCGGUUGCUCGGCUUUGAACUCCUUCGCAUGAUAGGACGUUCUAGUUGAAGAAACAAUCGAACGGCCAUUAACUGGGAGAAGUUCAAGUUAAACGAAUCGUGGCCGUGGAGAGGUGGCACAAUGACAGGUAUUGUCCGAUGUGGAUGCCACGUGGAGAUGCUACGUCGAAUGUUUGGCACGAGAUCCGACGGCUGCGGAAUGGUGUUGAUCAUGAACCGUUGAUGACAGUUUGUGUAUAAAUGCUAAGGGACUGUUUUUGGCGCAUUUAAUGGGCGCGUAAAGCUUCGGACUUUUCGUCUUUUUUUUGGAAGUUCAGAGAGACAGAGAGAGAAGCUAUCCAGAGCUAAGAAGAAAACCUUCAGUACAUGUAUAGGCAUAACAAUCUGCCAUUGUUAUAUUUUCAGCUGAAAAGGAGUGUUUUCAAGUUUUCAAUUAAGAUAUUGUUCAAUUUCAAAUAAUGUACUGAGAAGAGUUGGUAAUGCCGUAAUGGUUGGAUCUGUGUGGAGUAGAGUGAUAGUGGGUUCUGGGAGAUUCAUUCGUUAAUUGGGUUCAAUUCAUCUGAAUCUGGGAAAGUUGAGAUUUAGUUUGAUUGGGUGAAGCCAUAGCUUUUCUUAUGGUUUCUUUCCUUUUCUGUGGUUUUUGUCAGUAAUUUGGGAUGUGAGACUGGUUUCCCUUCUUUUCUCUUCUUUCCCUGCUCUUUUGAUUUUCUUUUUUGGGUGCGAGUUUCUCUCACUCAGUCACUGACUAUAUACCUGCUUUAUUCACGAAGAACCUGAUUCUCUCUGAACACGAGAAACGAAAUAACUUUUUCGCUUUCUUUUUUCUCAAAAUCUCUUUUGCGUCCUUUUUGUCUCUCUCUCCCUCUACUCUUCUGUUCUAUUCAGUGUCCAGUCUUCGCCGUCUCGCACCGAAGAGGGAUAUCCGGCAACUAAAUUGAUUCUCUCUCUCUUUCUGGAACCCGAACGCCACUUUCUCGCUUCUUCAUCGGCUAACAUUUAGCAAUCGGUCACUAAACCAAACGACUCCUCUCCCUCUCUCUCUUGUCUACCCUGUUUGCCAUUUUUGUUUCAUCACUCAAUUGUGAAAUCCAGAAGAGCUCAAACCCAUUUUCUUUCUGUCUUGAAGCUGAAUUUGAAGAUAAAUACGGACAAGUGAAGGUAAAAUAUCUUUUGUGUUUGGGUUGUUGUUGAGGUGUUCGUCUCAGGUGGGGCUGUUUGGACCGAUCCGAAGCCAUUGAAGCCGUUUUUAAAGAGCAGAUGCUGUUAGUGUUGUCGUCGUUAUUGCUGAUAUUAUCGUGACGACUUGACGGAAAUGGACAAGGAACGGGACGCGAGGAGUGGAGCGAGUCGGUUCUCUAAACAAUCUGGACACAAGCUAUCUUCCGGAUUGAAUGGUGUUGGCGUUGGUGGUGAAUUUGGGUCUUUGGAGAAAUCGAAGAAAAAGAGAGUUAAAAGAUUGAGCGCGGUUCGUAAAAAUAGCCGGAGCUACGAAGAGAUGGGUUGCUGCGAUGUCUCUGUUGGAGAAGAUGAGCAUCAUCCUGCUGUGACUAAUUUCUUUGAUGAUGGCAAUGGCGUUCGUAAUUCCCCUGUUCCGAGGAAGCUGCGAUCAGCCAUGAAGAAGCGCAACCGAGAAUCUGUAUCACCACCUUUACCUGAUUCAAAGAAGCUGAAUCAAGCAAUUAGGGAAGCUGAGUUACGCAAAAAGGACGGUGCAAAAAAGCCCAGACUAAAUAUGAAAGACACAGACUGGUCCCACAAGCAAGCUGGCUCCGGGCCAAUCACUAAAGAUGAGGAAGAAGUUGUGGAGACCCUGUAUUCUUUGGCUGGGAUGUUCCAUGACAAUGACACUACGUAUCAGGAUAAAGUAGAUUGUCAAGAAGAAAAUCCUCCAGCUUCUUCCGCUUUGUUGGAGGCAGGGGAAGGUCCAACAUCGGCUAAAGAAGAUUCUGUGAAAGACUUGAGUUGCCCCUCCGAAACUGCUGAACCUAUCGAUCCCUCACCCAAUGUUCAAAACUUUGCUGAAGAAACUGUUGAAGUGGAUUCUUCGAACCAACCUGUUGGUCAAGAACAAUCUAAUUUACCCAACUGCAAAAAAAUAAGUGUGAAUUUAGAUAGUGUGGUUCCUCAGCUAAAUUCACCGGUCAUUCCCUUGUUGCUAAAGAAUGGCAGUGAGAAGACACCGUGCAAUGCUAUUGACUUAUGUAUUCCACCAGAGCAAAAUCAAGAGACUGGCAUGCUAAAGGAGUCCAGUAAUGAGGAAAGCUCUCCUCUUCAACAGAAACCAGAGGCUGCAUUGGGACUAACUAUGGCAAGCAGAGAUCAAAUGAAUCACCAACAAAUGAGGAACAAGGAGCCCAAGAAAAUUUCAUUGUGGCCAGGCUUGUCUUCAGCAUUGCCAAAUGGUGCCCAGGGUCAUGGUCCUCCUCGGUCCUCAAAUGUUAUAGUUCCUGUUUGGUUGGAUAGUUCUGUAUCUGUUUCUGGACAAAAUUCAUUUGAGAAUGGUUCUUCAAGUGGAAAGAUUUCUCAGGUGAAGAAUGGUAAAAUUUCUUGGAAAAGGUGUGCGGCUCAUGUUUAUAUCAGUCAUCAAAUUCGAGCUCUAAAGAUGCCGGAUGGUGGAAAUAGAGUGCAGUUGUAUCACAACCAUUCGAGACAACAAGAGAUACCCAACCAAGGAGUACUUGCGGGAGAGAAAAAUCUCAAUGGGAUUAGAAGCGGCUUAGAUGGAGUUUCUUCUGCUAUCAGCUCUAGUAAUUGUUCUGAUAAAAAAUUAAGUGAAGUUAAUAGUGAUAUUUAUUCGCACGGAAGGCUACAUCAAAAUCAGCCUCAGGCUUCUGUGGCAUCCAGAGAAUACCCGUCACCAAAGCAGGGCUUGGAUCUCUUGUCUCUGUCUGCUGGGAGUCUUGGCAUUGAAACUAAUAGCAGUCUUAGCAGAACUGUAAAUGGGCCGGAACAAUCUUCGCAGCUGCAAGUUCCCCAUCUUCAAUUAUGUGCCCUACAUCCAAUGCUCAUGUUUUUGUCUCUCCCCCAAAUGCAUUGCACCUCCACUUACCCUGAUCAGCCUACUGCAGCAACACAGCAGGCUCAGCUGCAGUUGCACCAUCCAUAUCUUGGCAAACCAUUUUAUGGUCCUAAUAAAAGCACCACAUUGUCGACGAAGCCACAGCAGCAGCAGCAGUUGCAGUACCAACAACAACGGUUUUGGACAGCUCAGCUGGCUUCGCAAUUCUCGCCUGCUGGAACUUCCACUUCCAUGGCACCAUUUCCCAGCUGGCACAAAGGGAGGCAAGACUCUACUGCCAUGAUCCCAUGUUCGCAGCCCGCAAUCCCUUCUUCUUCAUCGUCUUUAGAAUUACUUGGCCCCAGGUACUCUCAAAUUUCUCAGCUGCAGCAGCAGAUCCCACGUUCCCAGCUUGCUAUUCGUCCUUCGCCAUCUUCUUUAGAAAUACCUGGCCCCAAGUACCCUCAAAUUUCUCUACAACAGCAGCAGCAGCAUCUUAUGGCCAUCAGUUCAUCAUUGCCUCCUGCUGGGGUGAAAAGGCAAGAUCACCACCUAUGUGGUGUUUAUGAAGAAACUGGCGGUGGUUUCUGUGCGAGCGGGUCACUUCCAUUGCAAUUAUUCUGCAAUGAGCGCCGCUGAAAUUCGACAGGCGCAAUGUAGUUGAUGAGAUUUGAAUAUAUUAAUAACAUUGUUUUAUCCUUUUCUGUUGUUGAUACUUUUGCACUUGGUGCUUGAUUUUGGUAUGAUCCUAAAGAGAAUAUUUGUGAAAGAUGCUUCUUGGGAUGAAGACAGCAUAGAAGGGAAGCAGACACAGAUGCUGAGUU